Molecule: messenger RNA, 781 nt
Organism: Tarenaya hassleriana
Lineage: Eukaryota; Viridiplantae; Streptophyta; Magnoliopsida; Brassicales; Cleomaceae
Product: adenylyl-sulfate kinase 3
Exons: 6
Coding region: 1-573 (190 amino acids)
Biological process (GO): sulfate assimilation
Molecular function (GO): ATP binding; adenylylsulfate kinase activity
Source: RefSeq, a predicted model, not a curated record
AUGCUGAACCAGAAGGGUUGCGUUGUAUGGAUUACAGGCCUCAGUGGCUCAGGUAAAAGCACAUUAGCCUGCUCGCUUAGUAGAGAGCUUUACUCCAGGGGAAAGCUGUCAUAUAUCCUUGACGGUGAUAACCUGCGUCACGGAUUGAACAAAGAUCUUGGUUUCAAGGCUGAAGACAGAGCGGAAAAUAUACGCAGGGUCGGAGAAGUAGCGAAACUCUUUGCAGAUGCUGGUUUGAUCUGUAUUGCCAGCCUCAUAUCACCGUACAGAAAAGACCGAGAAGCUUGCAGGGCCAUGCUGCCCGACUCAUCUUUUAUCGAGGUUUACAUGAACAUGUCCUUACAAUUGUGUGAAGCAAGAGAUCCCAAAGGGCUAUACAAGCUCGCUCGUGCAGGAAAGAUCAAAGGUUUCACCGGAAUAGACGAUCCUUAUGAAUCACCAUUGAAUUGCGAGAUAGAGCUGAAAGAGAAAGAAGGAGAGUGCCCUUCGCCUGUAGCCAUGGCCGAGGAGGUCAUCUCUUACUUAGAAGAGAAAGGGUUUCUUCUGAACCAGGAACCUCCUCCAUUGCUGUGAAGACCUUUUGAGAGCUGUUUUGGUUUCCGAUUAAUAUUCUGAAACGCUACAUGAACUCUAGUGAUAUGCAUUUGCUUUCUUCUUCUUUCUGGGUACUCAUUCUGUGGUCUGAUUAUGAAUUCCAUAAAGUCUGCAAAUUGAAUACGCAAACCAUCUCAUGGGGACGUUGGUCAAAACGACGUAGUUUUGAUCCGCGUUUUUCUUCAAA